AGCAACACCGUCAUGCAGGAUGACGUCCUGCUGCUCUUUCAGCCAAUCAGCGCACAGGCGGAAGCUGCUCGUACUUUCUGUUUCUAAAACGGAAAGAAAGUCUCACGGCUGCUAGAAAUUACUGUUUUAUCUGGAAACUUGCUAUCCGUUGACAUUUGUAAAUGGAAAGUGUUUCUACAGAAGAGAAAGAUAACAUGGCAUCCCGCAAACGAAAAAGUGAAGAAACUACAAGCAGUAGUACAAGUAAGAUUGGUAAAAUUAAAGAGAACAGCUCUGAGUCUUGCCUCAGUCAGCCAAGUGAUCAAAGUGUUCAUGAAGUCAUAACUUACGAGCCAUCUAGUUUGCCAGCAGUCCACUAUGAUCCUGACACGACUGAGCCCAUCAGCUGCAGUCUGAAGUCUCUUGAUGAAUUAUUAUCUUGGAAACGCAAUGAAGCAAGUCCUUUUAAUGUGGCCACUGUGCCUUUGGCUAGAAGGUAUCCUCCACUGCACAGCUGCCCUAGACGCACGUUGGUGUCCCAUGACAUGAUGGGUGGCUACCUGGAGGACAGGUUCAUUCAAGGUGCACAGGUGGAGAUGCCAUAUGCCUUCUAUCACUGGGAGUAUAUUGACAUCUUCAACUACUUCAGUCAUCAGAUGGUCACCAUUCCUCCUGCGGUUUGGACGAACGCAGCACAUAAGCAUGGAGUGCUCUCUAUAGGCACAUUCAUCACAGAGUGGACAGAUGGAGAGAAGAUAUGCGAGGCCUUCCUUGCAGAUGAGGAGAGUUACCGCGCAGCUGCUGAUAAGUUGGUUCAGAUUUCCCACUGCUACGGCUUUGACGGCUGGCUCAUUAACAUAGAAAAUGGGCUGAGUGAGUCUGCGGUGAAAAACACUGGCCCUUUUCUGCGCUACCUCACAGACCAGAUGCAUGAGCGCGUUCCAGGCAGUGUGGUGAUCUGGUACGACAGCGUGCUGAAAAACGGCUCGCUCAAGUGGCAGAAUGAGCUCAAUGACGACAACAGAAUGUUUUUUGAUGCCUGCGAUGGAAUAUUCACUAACUACAACUGGACAGAGCAGAGUCUGGAGUGGAUGAAGUCCUACUCUGGGGCACAGGGCCGCUUUGCUGACAUCUAUGUUGGUGUUGAUGUGUUUGCGAGAGGGAACGUGGUCGGGGGGAAAUUUGAGACCAAUAAGGCUCUGGAGCUGAUUCGGAAGUAUGAGUUUUCAACAGCCAUAUUUGCUCCUGGGUGGGUGUAUGAAUGCCAUGAAAAGGCAGAUUUCCGCCAGAACCAGGAUAAAUUUUGGAAUUUGUUGUCUGAUUUUGUUUAUAUCCACCGGCCCUCGUCCAGUCUUCCAUUCAUCUCCUCAUUCUGUCAGGGCUUUGGGAAGAGCAUGUACUGGAGGGGACAGGUGGAGAUGAAGAGAAGCUGGUUUAAUCUGCAUGCUCAGGAGAUCCAGCCUCUGUAUCUCUCUGAGAGCAUGGCCAAUGGCGGCUGGCUGAGAACCCGUGGCUGCUCAGAGGACGCUUGGAUCGGAGGCAGCUCUCUGAUGGUGGAGGGCAUGAUUCCAUCGGGACUUUCUGAAGUCUGUGCAAGGAUAUUUUCUCUCCACAUUCCCUUGGCCCCCAAGACAUUUGUUUCUUUUGUCUACAAGCCACAAGUGGGGGUGAAGAUAUCCCUGGAGCUCAAAACGAUAGAUGGUCCUCUGUGCACAUUCAGUGGGACGGAAGAAAUCGCAUCUAGCAGUGUCUUUCCAGAUGCAUUAGAGGCGGACAACCAGUUGGUUGAGCAGUUUGCACAGAAUUGUGGCCGGUGGACUUUGGAUGGCUGGACAGCCAGGUGUUUCCUGUUGAAAAUGGUUGGCUGCUCAUUGCGAGAUGUUUGUAUUCGUGUUUCCCGAGAUGAAGGCGAUGAAGAUGUUUCCUUUAACUGCAGGAUUGGAGAGAUUAUGCUGUUGGAUGCAGAGAGUCUUCAAGCACCCCUCCAGUCUGUUGAAGGCAUCUGUGUGAAUGAUGUGGUGUGGCACACAGCUACUUCGAAUGGAGACGGACACACACUCAAGGUACUUCUGAAUGCCACAUUACGCUGGCAAUACCCCAUCCAGCAGGUCCGCCAUUUCCGGAUUCACUGGAGGCAUCUCCGUGGUCCUGACCCUCGCAUUCCCCCUGGUCCACUGACUCUGAUUGGCAGGUCUUACUCUACCCUGUACCGUGUGGUGGAGCUGGAGGUGCCUGCGGCGCCGGGUCUCAUAGAGCUGGUGGUGGAGCCCGUGAGCAGAGAGGGAUUCAGAGUGCCUGAGGCCCAGUGGGGCCGCCGCACACUCAGCUACAGCGCCAGCUCCUCACGCAACCCUUCAGUCUGAAACCUGAUUGAUCAAGUGCCUUAAUAAAUGGGUCAACAUCACUAUAAA
Molecule: messenger RNA, 2390 nt
Organism: Carassius carassius (crucian carp)
Lineage: Eukaryota; Metazoa; Chordata; Actinopteri; Cypriniformes; Cyprinidae
Gene: engase
Product: endo-beta-N-acetylglucosaminidase
Exons: 14
Coding region: 162-2342 (726 amino acids)
Biological process (GO): protein deglycosylation
Cellular component (GO): cytoplasm
Molecular function (GO): mannosyl-glycoprotein endo-beta-N-acetylglucosaminidase activity
Source: RefSeq, a predicted model, not a curated record